AUGGCAUCCACUCCGUACACCACUAUGUGCACAGAAGUCUACGCGGAAUUUAUGGAUGAGUUCCAGUUGAGAGAGGAUGGACAACGCAGAUUCGCGAUACGUGGAACGGCAAAAGAGGUGCUGCAUCGUGAGAAAUUGCUGCGUUUUUUCAGAUGUCUGAACCUACCCAGAGAUGCCCACCUGGGUCCCAGCGACACGACCCAGGAAAUGCAACUUGCCAGGAAAUUUGAGAAGAAAAGUCUGCAUGAGUUUUUGGCUAUUCUUCUGUUCUCUUGCUGUGACAUUGAAGCCGCGCAGAAAUUCAUAAGGAAGGUUCUCUUGACAGAGUCUUGGUCCGUGGAAGCAUGCUCGCUACCGGCGAAUGAAAACACCUUGAGAGAACUAUUUGAGGAUCGAACAGCGGCCGAUCAGUUUCUUUCUCAACAAGCCAUAUUCUGCCCUGUCGUCAUCGAGAGAGGGAAGGAGAUUGCUGUCCCAAGUCUUGAUCGGCGAAGACUUCCCUAUGUGGAGACAGAAUUUCUGGGUAGGGGAGCUUUUGGUACAGUUUACAGGGUGAAAGUUGCGAGAGGCCAUUUUCGUGAUUCGGAUUAUUCCAGUGACAAGCCAACUGAACUUGCACGAAAAGACUACGAACUUGUCGGGGGCGAUUCUAGACCAGGAACAGCUGGGUUUGCGGGAGACCACGAAAUCAUGAAGACGAUUAUUUCGCUGGACAAAAAGUGCGACAACAUAGUUGAAAGCCUCGGCAGUCUUGUCAUUGACUCAUCGACCUACAGUCUGUUUAUGCCUCUGGCACUCUGCGAUCUUAAGCAGUACAUGACGAAUCAUCGCCGCAAGAAACCAAAAACGAAAGCCGAGAAAAUGGCUUUCAUCCAGAGCGCUAGGGGGCUGGCAAAUGGCCUGGAGUUUCUACACGAUGGAAUGAUGACCAAGGACGGCUAUAAUCUUGUUUGUUACCACAUGGAUUUGAAGCCUGACAAUGUCCUAAUCUUCCCUGAAAUCACUGCCGACGGUGAGAAGCAUAUUUGGAAAAUCAGUGACUUUGGAAUGUCACACGUCAAGUAUCGUCGGCGAGGCGAAAAAGAUAAGAAAAAAGAAAGUGUCAAGGACUUCAAUCGCUGGUUUGCUCGGCACCCGCAGAUGGAACCGCAAGCACGGCCACAGGAUAAUUCAGUUUCGGGCGUGGUCAACCAACGAGGCGACGGCACUUAUCUGGCACCAGAGUCUAUGACAAACUUCCCUAUCCUGAACACAAGCAGUGAUGUAUGGUCCUUGGGGUGCAUCAUCAGUGUUGUAUUUGCCUACUUGGAGGAGGGUGCCAACGGCGUGGCAGAAUAUGCGAAUAACAGACUGACCCAUACCAAAGCGGGCGGAGUCGAUCGAUUCUUCCUCCGCAAAAAUGGGGGCUCCCGGCCUAAGGUUAAUCAUCCGGUCGUCAAAAGAUGGCAUAGCUAUCUAAUUGAAAAAGCAAUGUACCGAAGCAAGACCGAGGGGAGGGCUGUGGAGCUCAUCUUGAGGUUCUUGGAAGACUCCGUAUUCCAGGAGCAACCGAAGCGAUGUGAUGCCCGCGAACUGGAGCGGAAGCUUCUACGAGCUUGGGAAAUGUACAAAGAAGUGCCUAACCUUCUGCAGACUGAUGGAAGACAGUCUAGCUUUGACAACUUCUUACGAGGCACCGGAAUUCGAAGAACCACUUCCAUCGAAGAACAUGCAGAGAGCGAACUUAUUGAAACGUUACGCAUCAGAGAGUCCGAACCCUUCAAAGGGUCCGAAAUAUCCCCUGAUGGAUCUGCUGUCGCAUUUUGGACGAAUUCGAGAAUAUUUCUGUAUAAGAUUCAAUUUCCUUCAUUGACAGGAAUGAGCAUGAUGAGAGCAGCCUCCUGGGAGCUAAGCAAUGACAAGAGAAAUUUCAUAUUGAAGAGCGUCGGCUUAACAGAGAGAUACCUGGUGGCCUCGGUAUCGGGCAGCUUUCAGUUCUUUCUUUUCGACCUGGAAAGAACACCCCCACCAGAUGGUGAACUCGGAAAUCCAAUUCCAGUUGAUCAUAAACAUCUUCCUGAAAUCUCCAAGCUAGCCAUUUCCCCCGAUAGCGAAACGAUUAUAUUUCUCCUGCGGAAUCACAAUGUGAGGUCCGAAUCAGCACUUCUUUAUCGCGCUCCCACAGAAGAUACAAGAAACCAUCAAUCAAUUCGAGCAAUGCAUAGAAUCAAUUGCUCAGCAACACAAAUCACCAACAUGGCGUUUUCAACAAACGAUGACCUCUACUAUGUUGUGUUGCCAGAUCCUUUAGUCUAUAACCACGGGCAUGAAGUAUCCAUUUUCCACGUGUCCCUAAGAGAGGGUUGUCUCAAUCAACUCAAGAUACAGACCGGGGAGCCGGGAAAUCAUGGAACUGUGGGCCUUUUCACAACCUUCGUCCCUUAUCCUCGGGAGCCAGACCGAUGUGUGGUUGAUACACGCGAGAAAAGAAUACGCGAUCAGACUAUGUCCCAAAAGAAAAGCACCGACUCCCAGUAUGAUAUAAAGAAUUAUCGAAUUUUGAAAAUCAUGAUGAGCCACGGACACAACAGGAUUAUCGCAGUCGGGCGACCUGUGGCGAGUCACAAAAUGCUCCUGUUAGAAUUGGUGGAUGUACCCCAUAAGGCCCCCAGGGAAUACAAAGUUAUGGAAAUAGUUUUCCUUCAGGGGAUAUCCUCCGAAGAUGACUUUAAAGAGCGACUCUGUGGGAAUCCAGGCGAGGAAUUUGUUCUUUUAGCCACUUUGACUGCGGAAAACCAGCGUGCAGUCUACAAGAUCCGCCUCCCGCCUAUUGGGUCUUCGCUGCGCACUUAA
Messenger RNA from Penicillium argentinense, 2832 nucleotides. RefSeq lists its product as uncharacterized. Gene Ontology annotation, molecular function: ATP binding; protein serine/threonine kinase activity. The transcript is spliced from 3 exons. NCBI's taxonomy places the organism in Eukaryota, Fungi, Ascomycota, Eurotiomycetes, Eurotiales, Aspergillaceae. Gene Ontology annotation, cellular component: nucleus. Bases 1 to 2832 code for a protein of 943 amino acids. The record is from RefSeq and is a predicted model, not a curated record. Gene Ontology annotation, biological process: protein phosphorylation; mitotic DNA damage checkpoint signaling.